AUGGCUUCAUCAUAUCCAAUUGAGGUUGAUGAUGUAGAAAUGAGCUGUAAAGGCAUGCAACUUUUAUUAAAUAAUGACAUUGACGCAUGUGAAGCUUUAUUUGAUCAAUAUCGAUUUUAUUCACCAUUAAUGAAUGGUGGAUGGGCAUUUGUUUCAUUUAUGAGAGCUGUAAUCUCCUUCGAUGAUCAACGUUUAGCACAAGCCGGUCGUAAUUUAGCUGAAUCAGAAAAAUUAUGUGCGCAUGAAAACUGGAAAAAAUUCACUCGUACAAUAAAAUCUGUUGAAUCAAACGCAGCAGCACUUGAAGAAAAUCUUACUCGUCGAAUCAUUAUAGCUGAUUGUAAAUUGUAUCAAGCUAUAUUAACUCUUAUUAAACAAGAAUUAUCCGGUUUGAUUGGUGCUGGUUUACUUUUACGAAAAGCAUGGAAAAUAUAUGAAAAACUUCAUAAUGAAUUAUUCGAUUUAUAUCGUGCUAAAGAUUCUAAUGCAGAAAAAGAUUACGGAUCAAAACCAGAAGAUAAUGUUGUUAUUCAAUUUGAAAAUAAUGAUGAAAUGAAAAAUGAUGAUGAUGAUGAUGAUGAUGAUGAUAUUUCUUUUAAAAGUUUUGAUAAUGCAUCAAAUGACUCAACAAAUGAACUUUCAUUAUACACAAUAAAGCGUCUUCUCGGCUCAGUCUCAUUUGGUUAUGGACUUUUUCAAAUAGCACUUUCCUUUGUUCCACCAAGAAUUAUGAAAUUAAUUAAAUUUCUUGGUUUUGAAGGCGAUAGAAAAGCUGCAUUAGCUGCUCUUCGAUUUGCUAGUCAAAGUACAGAUAUGAAAGCACCCUUAGCAAAUUUAACAUUACUUUGGUAUCAUUGUGUCAUUCAACCAUUCUUUGCAAUCGAUAUUUCAUAUGCACCAGAUAUGAGUGAAGCAAAAGCUAUAUUAAGACGUAAUGUGGAUAAAUAUGAUAAAUCAACAUUAUUUAUUUAUUUUCAAGGACGUCUUGAACGAAUUGAAAGAAAUCUUCCAAGAGCUUUAACAACAUUUCUUAGUGGACUUAAUGUACCGAAUAAUCAAUUACAAAGUGCAACAGUCAUAAGAUCUAAUGAAUUAGAUCAAAUAUUAAUUUAUGAUCUUGGAUUUUGUUAUUUAAUGAUGUUAAAUUUUGAACAAGCUUUAUAUUAUUUUACAAAAUUAAAAGAAGAGAGUCGAUGGUCGAAAGCAUUUUAUUGUUACGUUUGUGCAAUUUGUACUGCUGCAAUGUGUGAUGAAAAAACUUCAGCAGCAUUUGUUAAAGAUGGAAUUAAACUUAUUCAAAAACGAUCGAAUCCAAUUGAAUUAUUUGUGCAAAAACGCUUGGAUUAUUUGAAGAAGAGUUCACUACCAGUAUCUACAGCGCAUAUACUUGUAUUUGAAAUGUUAUACUUAUGGAUUCUUUUACCAUUAUGUGAAGCGUCAACAUUACGAAAAAUUUUACAAAUGGUCGAGUCAUACGGUCAAGAUUCAAAAGAUGAUAAUAAACUUCGUGCAACUACUUGUUUAAUUGAAGGAGCUAUUAACAAUAUACUGUUUCGCUAUGAUGAUGCUCAAAAUCGUUAUGAAGAAGCUUUAGCUCGAGUGGAGGAUUCAAAAUUAACCUUUACUCGAUAUGUAUCACCGUUUGCUACUUGUGAACUUGGUAUUCUUGAAUAUCUUCAUCGAGAAAAUACCGAACGAGCUAAAGAAUUGUUAACAAAAGCUAAAGAAAAAUAUACUGAUUUUGAUUUUGACAAUCGUCUACAAAUUCGAGCAACAGCUACACUUAAAAUGAUUUCUGCUCGAGAAACAUCUGCAACAACAACAGCAGCUUCUAGCAAAUAG
Messenger RNA from Rotaria sp. Silwood1, 1842 nucleotides. NCBI's taxonomy places the organism in Eukaryota, Metazoa, Rotifera, Eurotatoria, Philodinida, Philodinidae. The record is from the annotation of a GenBank genome assembly.